Messenger RNA from Paramacrobiotus metropolitanus, 889 nucleotides. RefSeq lists its product as uncharacterized. The transcript has 3 exons. The record is from RefSeq and is a predicted model, not a curated record. Lineage: Eukaryota; Metazoa; Tardigrada; Eutardigrada; Parachela; Macrobiotidae. Bases 170 to 889 code for a protein of 239 amino acids.
UGAAACGGUUAAUGUAAAGCCAUCAGCUUCGUGUCAUAUGACGUAUUUUGCACAGUCACGAUGCUCAGAAGGAUCAGGGGGAAGUAGGAUUUAAUUCUAAGGCGUGUUUUCGAAGAUCGAUUGUAAAAAAUUUGAUAAUUGUUGGCUGCAUUAUUAAGGAACGGCAUCGAUGAUUCGUGUUUUAUGCGACCGUCGAAACAUGAUCUAUUUGUUGGUUACGAUCAGCGCUCUGAUUGGUCCUUUGGUGAAGGUUCACGCUACAACCAUUAAAAGCCCGCUUGCUUAUAUCUUGGGCCAGAACAAUGGUACCACUGGAAAUGAAGCACUCAGGAAGGCCGAAGUGAAUGCCGUGGUGUCGUUGCUGCGCCAACUGAGACCGGGCUCGCUGCUUGGAUUACCACCGGUAACGACGACGAUCCAAGAAAUCAUUGCGACAACGAAAUCCCCGACGGCUUAUGCCGUUAACCAGAGUGCGAGCAGCGAUGGAACACAGCACCUUACGAGAGACGAAUUAAGUGCCAUAAUGGCGUUGCUGGGGGUGUCGCUACGUGAAUCGUCCAGUGCUGCCACAUCGGAGCCAGAUACCGGCAUCAAGAUUACAAAGUCGCCUGCAGCCGCAAAAUCAACGGCAAGAUACGGCACCGCCUCGAAAUUUACUGUUGCGCCCCGGGUUGCUGGAAAAAGUUCUGUACCCUUCUUGGCAAAAGCGGGUUACAGAAGCACAGCGCCACCACCGACCUGCGAAAUCGGUACCCUGUGCAACGAGCGGCAGUUGUUUCGUCGCACUUUGGGUGACAUGACGAUACGUUAUCCGUUCUAUAUCCGCAAGAAUUUUAUGGUCAUCAUCACCUUGGUCUUAGCUUAUCUGAUGCUGAUGGUUCAUCUCUGA